AUGACAGCCAAAAAUCUAGCAAUCGUCUGGGCGCCUAACCUGUUUAGAGCACCUCCGGUAAUUGAUGGCGACGAUUCUCAUUUGCUGAACGGUUUAGACGUACACACUUCUCUGUGUUGCUACCUUAUCACUAACUCGACGCCUAUUUUUGUGGAGGAGAUCGGCGAUCCUGUGAACAUUCCAAGAAAUCUCGAGAAUCAGCAUAGAAAUAGUGGUGAAUCAUAUCUGGCAGAAAAAUGGGAAAAGCUUGCAAGUGAAUUCUAUAAGGUGCUUCACGAACUUUUGCCAUGGAACAAAUGA
This is a messenger RNA of Necator americanus (New World hookworm), 300 nucleotides long. RefSeq lists its product as uncharacterized. The coding region runs from base 1 to 300 and encodes 99 amino acids. The record is from RefSeq and is a predicted model, not a curated record. Gene Ontology annotation, biological process: signal transduction. Lineage: Eukaryota; Metazoa; Nematoda; Chromadorea; Rhabditida; Ancylostomatidae. The transcript is spliced from 4 exons.